AUGUCGGUUCGCCGCGAGGUCGUCUCGCUUUCGCAGUUGCUCCGCCGCAAUGAAAAAGCGCAUUCGAGCCGAGGAAACAGUCAUAUGACCUCUCUACCAUUAGUAUCUUCAAGACGAAAAGCAGAAGCUAUGUUGUCUGCAGAGAAGAAGAUAGCGCCAGUAGCUUAUUCGCAGCGCGUGCUGGAUGCCAGCCGCGUAGUGACGCCACAGCCAGAGCUUGGAGUGAGCAUUUAUGGAAGCAAUGACUUGACUGCGCUUUCUCACGAAGUGUACGAGGCGGAGAGUGAGAAAUCGUGUGCCAUGACUUCCAUGUCGCAGUCUUCCAUCUCUCAAAGUCAGUCGCAAAACUUGCUUGGGCCAAGCCAGGAUAAUCAGAUACAUCGUCUUCAGCAGUUGCAGACACUUCAGGCACUCUCGACUCAUCAGUCUCCUCCUCGCUGUGACAGCUCAGGAAAAUUGCAGGAGAUAUCGUCGAAUCUUACUCAGGCAUUUGUUGCGCAAAAUCACGGACAAAAUAAUCAGCAGAAAGAGAUCCUGACACAAUUUGUCAAUCAAAUAAAGAAUAUGAUAAUGGAUUUCAAAGCAACAGGCCAAGAGCAGCAACUUAUUGAAUUAAAAAAAAUUGAAACAAGUAUAAGCAAUAUGGCCGAGUCAGUGACGGAGCUUCGUCAACAGGGCUUUGGAGCUUGCGAAAAAAAACAAAUGGCGACAACUGACGAUAUAUCUGUGAUCAAAGCUGCAAUGCUUGCGUUGCAAGCAAAAGUUGAAAUUGUUGAAGGUGGUGUGAGCUCGUGCUCGGGUCUUCUAAAGCAAAUAAUUGGAGCAGAAUCACGAAAAUAUGAAGAAUUUCUGCUGGCUUUUCUUGGAAGAAAAUACGAAGCUCGUCCCGCCAAUUAA
Plasmopara halstedii is the source of this 897-nucleotide messenger RNA. RefSeq lists its product as uncharacterized. Lineage: Eukaryota; Oomycota; Peronosporomycetes; Peronosporales; Peronosporaceae. The transcript has 7 exons. The coding region runs from base 1 to 897 and encodes 298 amino acids. The record is from RefSeq and is a predicted model, not a curated record.